UAGAAGUUCCAACAUCAGUGCUGCUUGUUUGCCUUUUGCCUUAUGGCAUCUGUCUGAAGCAAUAAAAGGAGUACUAAUUGUUUGUCUCUAGUAGCCAGCCAGGUGGCUUUUUUAACUUUCUGUUCAGAUUUUUCACACCCAUUGUUAUGCCGGUCCACACAUUACAUCUAAAACAAUCGCUUUGAGGGCUGCUUCUGUUUUGCAGCCACCUUAAAGUUCUUAAUCAGAACUAUAAAAAGAAAUGAUAGCAAUAUAAGACAUUCCAGUUAACUGUGCCUUAGAGUCUCUAGCUAUAAAUACAAUAAAUGACUUCGUUUCUUUAGCAAUUGCAUCUUGAACUAAAAUGAUUUUAGUCACUCAUCAGAAUGGUGACUUUUAAAGUUGGAUAAUAGUGUUUAAUUGUAAAUCACAAAUGUUAGGAGGUGUAGUUUUCUUCAAAAUCAUUAUCUGUUGACAGAAAUGACUAGAUAUAUUCAGGCAAAUGCUAGGUAAUUUUGUGUAAAUAUAGCUUUUGGUUUAUUUCCCAUUUGUAUUGGAGCACAGCUCUUUGCUGGCGGUUAAAGAUUGUUUGUUUGUUUUUGUACGUUGGCACUGUAGUAGUUUAUGGGUAGAAGCACUCACUACUCCUGUCUCAUGCAAACCGAUGAUUUGAAGUUACAUUGUUAAUGGGCAGACGUGACUAUGGUCUUUUCUCCUUUAGCAUAAGGAAGCUAGAGAGAUCAGCAUGUCUAAAACCUGCUCGUUCAGAUUUCUGUUGACCUGGUCAAGCAUAAGGAAAUCUGUUCUUGUUUACAUACAUGAUUAUAAUCAGGCCUGUUUAUUUCAAAGCUGAAUUGGAAAAAUAGAGAAAAUUACCUAUCAUUCUCACUAUUGGUCAAGUAGAAUAUUAAUUGUAAACAUUUUAUAUAGGACCUUGGCUUUGCAUAGCAUGUUAGAUUAUGGCUAUGGUCAGCACUACAAUAUAGAGGUAUGAUUCCCCUGCUCAUGUACACACACAUGUAGCAGCUUGAUGAGAACUAAUGCAAGUAUAAAUAGCAGCGUAGCCAGGUAGCACAGGCAACAACAGCAGAGGCACAGCCAAGCUGGCAGGUACAUAUUCAGCACAGCUCAAUCGUGUCUCUGCUUCCUGUGUUACCCCAGCUAUACUGCUGUUUGUAGUCAUUCUAGCUCUCAUUGAUCUGUCGCGAGCAUGUGUGCACGAGCAGGGGAAUCCCUACCUCAGCGUGGACAUAUCCUCAGAGACAUGAUCCCUGCCUUGAACAGAUUCCAAUCCAGAUUAGGCAGACACAGUGAGUCACACUAGCAAGUGACACAUUCUGAUAUUUCUAAGUAGGUUGGGAGAGCAGACAGUUCAGGAGUGGAGGUAGAGAGUGGAAAAUAUGGCCAAAGUAGUGGGUUUUGAGGAGGCAUUUGAAGGAACUGAAGAUGCUUGGCUCCUUGGAAUGAUAUUACCCAUUCCAAUCUUGCUUGUUUUGUCUAAGUGUGGGAGAGCAGGAGAAAAGGAAAUGGCAAAGCUGAGAAAGAGGGUGGAGUCCUAAGGACUAGGUUGAGAGUGACAGGAGAGUGAGAUGCAGGCUGAGGAGAUGACGUGAGAUGUUUCAGGGAGGCCAGUGAUGGAGUGUCGUUUGUACUGGCUGAAAGAACAAUGGCGUGAUCCAGAAUAUUGGCAGUGAGGAUUGAAAGGGGGGGAUUACUUAAGAAAUGUACAGGAGCAAGAGGGCCUAACAAGUCUAAAAGUGAAAUAGAAAGGAAGGAAUUGGUGCCCUCGGGUUGCAUGUAUGACAAGGAAGAGUGGAUCAGAGUGUGGGGAUGGAGAAAGGAAUUGGAAGGAGGUGAAAUUCAGCUUUUUCCCAUGCUCAGGCAUUGGGAAACCUAUGAGGAGAUGGGAAUUGAUGGGACUGUUCUCAGUCGGUGGUGCUUUCAACUGUGCACAGACUACUUGACAUUCACAUUGCCCUUUACAGACUGUACAGUUCAUUAAAUGUAGCCAAUUGUGAAGUAAAAUGUGGUGGCUUUUAUGAGCCAGUAAUGUUAAACAGCCUUUAAGAGGGGAAGUGAAACACUUUAUGAUUGAAAUUUUAAGCCGAAUGUUAAUGCCCAGUUGUGAGCUUAACCCAGGUGUCUUGGUCACUGGUGGUGCUCUUGCAGGCAUAUGUAUCUUGGGAGCUCUAAUAGGAGGUCAAGGUCUUGCAUUUUAUCUGCUGGAAAGGAAUUGUAGAAAUAUGCUUUGUGCCCUGUUUUGUGUAUUUGAAAUGUGUUUAAAAAGUCUGCUUGUCUUUUACCUUAGAAAUAUCAGGAAUGUCUGGUCUUCCCUGGCUUUGAUGGAGGACCUCUUUGAGAGGGAGUUGAUCUCAGGAAUGUGUUUGAUCUUUUGCCCUUCAGAGAAAGGGUGGUGGCGGUGGUCACUCUGCAGCAAUGACAGCCGCUCUCCCGAAUGUUCAUUAGGCACUGCAGAUUAUCUUCCAUCACAGCAAGAUAUUCUGCUGGCACGAAGACCCACGAAAGGGAUUCAUGAGUACGACUUCGAAAUAAAAAAUGUUCCCUUCAAGAUGGUUGAUGUAGGUGGCCAAAGAUCAGAAAGGAAACGUUGGUUUGAGUGCUUCGACAGUGUCACAUCGAUACUUUUCCUGGUCUCCUCAAGUGAAUUCGACCAGGUGCUCAUGGAGGAUCGGCUAACAAAUCGCCUUACAGAAUCACUGAACAUUUUUGAAACAAUAGUCAACAACCGGGUUUUCAGCAACGUCUCCAUCAUUCUAUUUCUAAAUAAGACAGACUUGCUUGAGGAAAAAGUACAAAAAGUGAGCAUCAAAAACUAUUUCCCAGAGUUCGAAGGGGAUCCCCACUGCUUAACAGACGUCCAAAAAUUCCUGGUGGAUUGUUUUCGUACCAAACGCCGGGACCAACAGCAGAAGCCCCUAUACCACCACUUCACCACUGCUAUUAACACAGAAAACAUCCGGCUGGUUUUCCGUGACGUCAAGGAUACCAUUCUUCACGACAACCUCAAGCAGCUUAUGCUACAGUGAUGUGCAAAAAGACAUAUUUUUAUUUGAAUACCUUUUGUGUUUUUAAAAUUGUGGUUUACAACAGGAGAAGAAAAAUCCAGGUCCUGUCAGACUUCUUGAUGUGUGGCUGAAAGGUGCUGCUGAGCACAUUAUUGCCAAUUUCUGCUGAAAUUGAGGCUUUAAUCUCUUCCACUGUAGCUUUGAGUUGACUCAGUUAUAAUUUUAUAGCAAACCUAAGUCCAAAUAACCUGUAAGGUGACUAAACUUGACCUCUAGUGCUUGUAUGUUGCAAAAAGUCUAUCUAGAAAACACACUCCACCAUCAAAAAUCCAAGUCCAGACUUCAGUGUAACAUUCAUCGGAAUUACGUUAGACUUGUAGUAGUAGUUUUUUAAAGCUGUUCCUUUUCACCUCUUCCUUAAAACUAUAAUGAAGACUGUGAUAAUAUAGCUGACUUUGAUUUCUCAGGUCUUUCAUUGGAUAGAUAUUCCAUAAAUUUCUUGUUGGAAUCAUUUAGAAGCUAGGAUACUUGGUAAUAAAGCCUUUCCUGCCUUAAAUAUAAAGUUUUGCAUGGGUUUUUGACUGUAGGGUAUGCUUUAGGUCAGGAAAUACAGAAAAGCUGGGAACGGUCAGCAUUAAUACCUUCUGCCAGAAAUGUGUAAAGACUAAUAUGAUCAAGAACUAGUAAAUGACACAGUUCAGUCUAAACUUCAUUUUUAUUGCAUAUUUUAAGUACUCCGCUUGUUAGAGCUAUAACAGAGCACUAUGAUCUGAAAUGCUGAUAUGUGGGAAGAAGCAAACUACACUUUAGAAUCUGUAUUCUCAGUUUGUCAUUGUGCUGAAUAGCUUACAUCCAGGUACCUUGCCCCAGAGUUUAGGCUGAUUUGUUGUGCUUUUGUAUCUUUUCACCAUAACUUUUACAGUGUGCCUAGUCCCACAUCAACAAGCAUUCACUAAUGCACAGAAGUAUUUGCAAACAUAAGUGCCUCCAGUCUUCUUUCCUUCUGCAGUGUUUUCAGUGGCCUUACAUGAAGACAAAUUCCCCAGACAAUGGCCUUAUGCAGAUAUGGGUAAAUAGGCCAAACACCACUAAGCCAAAAGUCUGUACAGUAAGAUGAGCAUAACAUGUUACAGUACUUAAAUGCUAAAGUCUGAAAACUUCAGAGAAUCUGUCAGAAUCAGGUCUAAAAUCCCUAAGAACCAUAAGAAUGGCCAUACUGGGUCAGACCAAUUGUCCAUCUAGCCCAAUAUCCAGUCUUUUGGCAGUGGCCAGUACCAGAUGCUUCAUAGGGGAUGAACAGAACAGGGCAAUUUAUUGAAUGAUUCAUCCACUGUUGUCCAGUCCCAGCUUCUGGCAGUCAGAGGUUUAGGAACAUCCCUGAUAGUCUUGGCUAAUAGCCAUUGAUGGACCUAUACUCCAGGACCUUACCCAGUUCUUUUUAUAAUGCAGUUAUACUUUUGGCCUUCACAACAUCCAGUGGCAACAGGUUCUACAGGUUGACUGGGUUGUGUGAAGAAGUACUUCCUUAUGUUUGUUUAAAACCUGCUGCCUGUAAUUUCAUUGGGUGACGCCUGGUUCUUGUAUUGUGUAAAUUACACUUGUUCAUGAUUUUAUAGAGCUCUAUCAUUCCCUUCUCUCCCCCUCCUCCACUGUCUCCUUUUGAAGCUGAACAGUCUAUCUUUAAUCUCUCCUCAUACGGAAGCUGUUCAAUACACCAGUCAUUUUUGUUGCUCUUCUUUGUACUUUUUCCAAUUUUAAUCUUUCUGGAGAUGAGACAACCAGAAUGGACAUACUAUUCAAGAUGUGGUCUUACCAUGGAUUUACGUAGUAACAUUGAUAUUUUCUGACUUCUGUCCCUUUCCAACUGGUUCGACUGCCACUGCACGUUGAGCUGAUAUUUUCAGAAUACUACCCACAGUGACGCCAAGAUCUUUCAUGAGUAGUAACAGUUAAUGUAGAACCUCUCAUUUUAUGUGAAUAUUUGUCAUUGUUUUCCAGUGUCCAUUACUUUGCAUCUGUCGUUCUGUUGCACAAUCACCCAGUUUUGAGAGAUUCCUUCAUAACUCUUAGUUAAGUCCAAAGCUGACUGCUAUCUUGAGUAAUUUUGUAUUAUCCUAGCAGUCAGCUUUGGACUUAAUUAUCUUGAGUAAAUUUUGUAUCAUCUGCAAACUGUCUCCCCUCUGUUUACCUCUUUUUUUCCAGAUUACUUGAAUAUGUUAAACAGCACAGGUCCUUGAGGGACCCAGCUAUUUACCUCUCUCCACUCUGAAAACUGAACAUUUAUUCCUGCCCUUUGUUUCCUGAUCCAUGAGAGGAGCUUCCAUCUUAUCCCAAAGUAUGACUGCUUACUUUAAGAGCCUUUGGUGUGAGACCUUGUCAAAGACUUUCUAGAAGUCCAAGUAUACCGUAUCUAUUUAAUCACCCUUGUCCAUAUGUUUCACCUCCUCAAAGAAUUCUAAUAGAUUGGUGAAGCAUGAUUUCCUUUUACAAAAACAGUGACUCUUCCCCAUCAUACAUUCAUCUAUGCAUUUGAUAAUUCUGUUCUUUACUGUAAUUUCAACUAGUUUGCCUGGUACUGAAGUUAGGCUGGCAGGCCUGUAAUUGCCAGGAAUACUUAUGGAUCCUUUUUUUUUUUUAAAAAUCAGCAUUACAUUAGUUAUUCGCCAGUCAUAUGAUACAAAGGCUGAUUUAAGCAGUUCGUUUUGUACCACAGUUAGUGGUUCUGCUAUUUCAUAUUCGAGUUCUUUCACAACUCUUGGGUGAAUACCAUCUGGUCCUGGUGACCUAUUACUGUUUAGCUUAUCAGUUUGUUCCAAAGCCGCCUCUAAUGACACUUCAGUCUCUGAUAGUUGCUCAGAUUUGUCACCUAAAAAGAAUGGCUCAGGUGUGGAAAUCUCUCAUCCUCUGCAGUGAAGACAGAUGCAUUUAGUUUCUCUGCAACUGCCUUGUCUUCCUUGAAUGUGCCUUUAGCACCUCGAUUGUACAGUGGCCCCUCCUGAUUGUUUGACAGGUUUCCUGCUUCUGAUGUACUGAAAAAAAUUUUGCUGUUAGUUUGUCUUUUGCUCAGUGCUCUUUAAAUUCUUUUUUUGGCCUGCCUAGUUAUACUUGUCCACUAGACUUGCCAAAGUUUGUGUUCCUUUCUAUUGUCCUCAGUAGGACAUGACUCCAAUUUUUAAAGGAUGCCUUUUUAUCCAACUGCCUUACUUAUUCUGUUUAAGCCAUGGUGACGUUUUUUGAUCCUCUUAGUAUUUUUUUUUUAUCGUAAGAAUACGUGAGCCAAACAUGCUACAUAAGGUUUUCUAGAGAUGCCAUUUCUCCCCAGUUUUAUUCUGCCCAAAGUUCCAUUACAACUAACUCUUGUGGAGUUUCACUUUGGUUGCGGGGCAAAAUAUACUUUUGGCUGAAACUUUGUAUGCCAAAGAGCAUGUUAUGAAAUAAAGCUUGGCCAGUUGGUGUUUUAAAGAUAUAAGUCCAGGUCACUACUGCACAAAUCAAGUAGUUCUGUUUACCCCUGCCAGUGUUCUGUUUUGCUACUUGGCCCAUAGAACAAGUUAAUUUUUGUGGUGGGAGAGCAAUUUUUUAAAGAUGGGUUUUAUCAUAGAUGCACUGCAUGUGCGGCAGUGGUUUGACAUGUUCUAGUUGUUUAAAACAGUCUGCAUUGAAGAUGAGAUCGUUUUGGUAGGAGUCAGGGAAGCUUGGGCUCUGUUGGCAACUCUGCCUCUGACUUCCUGUGACUAUCAUUUAAACUUCUCUGUACCUCAUUCUCUCAUCAGUAACAUGGGAAUAGUGCUUACUCACCACCGUAAAGUGCUUAGAAAGCUGUGGAUGCAGUGCUAAAGAAAUGCAAAAUACUUAUUAAACUAAGGAUUUAUAUUUUGGUUUAGACUGACACUUAUUAAAAAAAUUGAAACACUGAAAUUUCACAUCACAGGAUCUGUUUGUUAAAAUUGAUACCCAUGCAGGAAUAGCACCUGUCUCUCAGUAGUGGCAGGCACCCACAAGUGCAGCUGAAGUCAAUGGGAGGUGAAUGUUAAGGAUAAAGUCAAGUCCCAAAGCCUUGAUUAAGUAAGUGUUUCUGAAGAGUCCCUAACAAUGAGUAAAUCUGCUUUUCAAAAUGCUUCCAUGCGCCUUGGACUAAUCCAAAAUACAUGUUACUUUGUUUUGGUUAAGUGUCAUGUCUGUUCUUCCCAGAAAGGUCUUGUUUUCUUAACUAGAGUUCUAGCCACUCUCUCUCCUUGGAUCACUCAGCCUUAAACUUUGACAUCAAGAAAGGGUAGGAAAUUUAGUGUGUGAAAUUUCUCUCCAUCUGAAACUUGCACUCAGACUAAUUCCAUCUAAGACAAUUGUAUUGAGGUAAAUCAUUGAUGGUAUUAUUCCCCCCCCCCCCCCCCCGCCACACACACACACUUCCCCCCUCCCUGAAAACUUACCUUGAAACAUUGUAUAUUUGUUCCUGUGUGACAGUCUGGCUCAAAACUACUGGGCAUUUCCAUCUUCUUUGUACCUAUUAUUUGCAGACACACUGAAAGAGAGCACCAGUUAGGCUGCUUUAUUUCUUUUGGGAUUUGUUACUGGAUGCAUUUUUUUUGGAAAUAAUUUGGAUGCAAGGUGUAGUAAUUUAAUAUUGCUGAACAGAGACUGACCAUAUAUGUACUGAAGCUAAAGCAAAUGUGUGAUCAAAAUCAAACUAAUAAAAGUGAAGACUGAGUGUAAACCAGUAAGUAUGGUACAAAGUCAGGACUUAAAUUUCCAGUAGAAGUGGAAAUGCAGGAAAAAUCCUAAGACUUUAAUUAAAAAAAGCUACUUUUAACAGGACUAAUUUUCCAAGGAUCAUUAGCUUCACUGAAUGAUCAGUAAUUGUAUUGAGCUAUGAUUUCUAUAUACCACUGUCUUGUACAGUGUGUACUUGAAGGUGAAAAUAGCAUUUUAGCAAACGUUCCUUGUUGCAUUGUUUAAAUUUGUUUGAUACCUGAAAAUAAAUGGUGGCUGUUCACCAGGUCUCAAAAAAAUCCACUUACCAAUGGUGCAGGUCCCCACAUUUCUCAGGAGGAAUAGGCCAUCAGUUCCUGCCCAAUGUAAGCUCUCAUUUUUAAAAAGAAAAUUCUGGCCCCUCUCAUCUUUCAGAGAGGCCUCUGGCUAAUAGGCUUAGUCCUUUGGCUAAUAAGUGUCUGGUAAAGGGUUUUUAAUCCUGCCAUCCAGGAUUCUAGCAAACCUAAAAUGCUUUGAGCAUGUCUGUAGUAUUCCUGACUCUUGGCUAAUACUGAGUCAGUAUUUCGAACUCCGCAUAACUUCAGCAGAAACUUUUUAACUAAUGGGCUUUUAUUCUAUCCUGCUGCUAAUGUAAGUAAAACUUUAAAAAAACAAAACAAAAAACCACCUGAUAGUUCUGAACACAGCACUGUUUGAGAUAUGGCACUAUAAGUUUAUAAGCAAGUUGCCACUUAAAGGGGUGCACACAACUGUCGCAGUCUUCAACUUUCCUGCUGGUUGCCAAGCUAGUCAAGAAUCUCUAGGCAUUUAUCUUUAAAGAUGGUUGCAGAAGUUGUUUUCCAACAGCAGCAUUUCCUGUUUCAGAAUAAUCAGUGUUUCAUGCUAAAAUAGUCACAAGAUGACUUUUUGGGUCUUUCUGUAUUUGAUGGUACCAUGAUGUAGAUGAAUCUAAGUUUUGUUUUUUUUAAUUACACAGCAUUGCAAUACAGUGCCAUUUGCAAUUUUCUUUGCCUUGAACUUGACAACAAAUAAUUGAAUUGCAGAAUAUUUAAAACUGCUUUCCUGUGCUUUCAAUAGCAGAGAGAGCUUACCUUCCAUGAAGCCUUAUGAAAAAAUAUUUGUAACAAGCUCAUAGAUCCUUUAUCUAACAAUCAAGAUUUGUAUUAGCUUUGUAUAAAUGUUUGUGGCUUACCAUUUUUAUAUGUGUAUCUUUUAUAACUUUCCAGGGGCUAGCCAGCAUCUUUUAUAUUGUACAUUGCUCUCCUUGCUUUAGUUCAGAAUUGGCAAUAAAUUAUUUCUAAAGAAGGUUUUAAAGAAAAAACAUCACUUGCUUUUAUAAAAUGGUUAAAUUACUAAUAGAUUAAAGCCUCUUACAUUCAGUUGUAGAUUGCUCUGUACAUACUCUGCAAGUGUUGUCUUUCAGCUAUUAAUAUUUGCCUUGUGUUUAAAAAAAAAAUUACUGACGAUAAAUAAACAUAUACAGCCUCA
Molecule: messenger RNA, 9203 nt
Organism: Gopherus flavomarginatus (Mexican gopher tortoise)
Lineage: Eukaryota; Metazoa; Chordata; Testudines; Testudinidae
Gene: GNA13
Product: G protein subunit alpha 13
Exons: 2
Coding region: 2067-3026 (319 amino acids)
Biological process (GO): adenylate cyclase-activating G protein-coupled receptor signaling pathway; Rho protein signal transduction
Cellular component (GO): heterotrimeric G-protein complex; brush border membrane
Molecular function (GO): guanyl nucleotide binding; D5 dopamine receptor binding; GTPase activity
Source: RefSeq, a predicted model, not a curated record